AUGUCCUAUCGACCUCAACAACGACAAAAAGGACCAGCAGCACCAGUGAAAAGAUAUAGAGCUGGUGUUCCUAAGGGUUAUGUAGAAGAAUCAUCAGAAUCAGAUGAAGAAGAAGAACAACAACAACAACAACAACAACAACAACCAAGUGAAAAACCAGUGGUACAAUUUGCUCAAAAGGAUGUAGUGACUGGCAUCCAACAAGUCCACAUCUCUGAAAAGGAUGCACAAUCAGAUCGUAGAUUACGACGAUUACAACAAGUACAGCAACAACAACAACAACAACAACCAGGAAUACGACGAAGAAGAAUGGUAGAAGAAGAAGAAGAAGAAGAAGAAGAAGAAUCGGAUCAAGAAGAUAAUGUGGAUGAAGAUCAACAAGCAAAACAUCGUGCCUUGAUGAAACAAAAGGCUCUACAACGUGUACAAGACGAACAACAGUUUAGUACAAAAGUAGAGAUUUCUGAAGAAGAGGCAUCAGAAGAAGAAUCUGAGGAAUCAAGCGAAUAUGAAACGGAUAGUGAAGAAGGAGACACACUACAACGAAUGCCUAAACCAAUGUUUGUACCAAGGAACCACCGAGCUACCAUCUUAGAACAGGAACGAUUACAACGUGAAGCUGAAGAACGUGAACAGCGAUUAGCAGAUGAACUUGAAGAACGUAGACAACAAUCACACAAUUUGUUAGCUGAGGAACUCAAACGUGAAAAUGAAAAAGCUGCAGAAUCAGAUGUGGAAGAUGAUGUGGAUGACACAGAUGGAUUGGAUGAAGAAGCAGAAUUUGAAGCUUGGAAAAUUCGAGAAUUGAUGCGUGUCAAACGAGAUCGAGAAGAACGUAUUGCUCGAGAAAAGGAAGAAGAAGAAUUGGAACGUCGUCGGGCAUUACCAGAAGAAGUACGACUUAAAGAAGAUAUGGAACGUGCCAAUGAAACAAGAAACAAAGAAAAGGGUGAAUUCACAUAUAUGCAAAAGUAUUACCAUAAAGGUGCUUUUUAUCGAGACGAAGAGGAUGAAAUCUUUAAACGUGAUUAUUCUGCUCCAACAAUCAAUGAAGUCCGGAAAAAAGAUCUUUUACCCAAGGUGAUGCAGGUCAAGAAUUUUGGUUUGGCUGGACGUACAAAAUAUACCCAUUUGGCUGAUCAAGAUACAACGGACAAGGAUUCUCCCUGGAAUCAACAACCUUUGCCAAAACGAAGAAAACAUGGGUUUGAUGAUAGGAAAUAGUAUUUAGUUUUUAUUUAAUCGUUGUACAUAGUUUAUUGUUUACAAAAAGAAAUAAAAUCAAGAAAACACCUAUUGUGAUCCUUA
Halteromyces radiatus is the source of this 1308-nucleotide messenger RNA. RefSeq names its product splicing factor, Prp19-binding domain-containing protein. Gene Ontology annotation, molecular function: RNA binding. Bases 1 to 1224 code for a protein of 407 amino acids. The transcript has 6 exons. Gene Ontology annotation, cellular component: U2-type spliceosomal complex. Gene Ontology annotation, biological process: mRNA splicing, via spliceosome. Lineage: Eukaryota; Fungi; Mucoromycota; Mucoromycetes; Mucorales; Cunninghamellaceae. The record is from RefSeq and is a predicted model, not a curated record.